Molecule: messenger RNA, 3261 nt
Organism: Trichoderma citrinoviride
Lineage: Eukaryota; Fungi; Ascomycota; Sordariomycetes; Hypocreales; Hypocreaceae
Product: protein kinase
Exons: 3
Coding region: 1-3261 (1086 amino acids)
Biological process (GO): protein phosphorylation
Molecular function (GO): protein kinase activity; ATP binding
Source: RefSeq, a predicted model, not a curated record
AUGUCCUUCUCCAACGGCGGCGGUGGUGGCACUCUGGCACUGCCCUCGCCCACCCACGUCCAUCAUAUGGACCCGACCACGGUGCGCAAUCUUCGAAGGUCCAUGUCACGAUCGCCCUCCAAACUCCUUCCACGAACAAGCUCUCAAGGUUCAGAUAGGGCACGACAGGGCUCACAUUCUCCGUGCCGACGGAUCAUUACCACACCACUCCAACAACGCCCAGUGCUGAGGCCUCCGCAAUCGGCUCCGCCAGCUGUCAGCUCGACGGUUUCUUCCAGUGCCCCGUCCCUGUCACCUGCGCAAACACCCCUUCGGCCAGGUGUCAAACUUUCGCUCCGAGCUGGCUCUACUAAAAGCUCGAAAAUCACAACUCCUUCACGAAUCACCCGGACACGAGCGUCCUCAAAGAGCCCGUUGAAGCGGGCCUUGAGCGCCACGCCUGAUUCGGGAAACUCGAACUCCUCGCAGUCGCCAACUUAUCCUCCACGGGGCCCUAGGUUCUUCGACCAGGAAAACAACAACGGCAUUAACGACACUCCCAGCCGCUCUGUUCCGCGAAAGGCCAUCGAAAGAUCGACUCGACAUAGUGUGCAAUCUGACCUUGCGCAGGCCCCUCAGUUUUCGUUUCUGAAGACACUGGAUUCCAUCAGCGACUCUUCCAUGCUUCCCACGGCAGGUGCCCUCAAGCGCAGCGACGCAACGAUGAACUUGGACAAGUCGAACCAUGGCAGCCCGGUCGCCAAGCGACGAAGCCUGCACGGCAUUGUGAGCUCUGUGCAGGCGGAAGAUGUGAACGUCUUCGGCUCGGGCGCGUCGCCGCCGAGCGCCUUCGAUAUACACGAAGACGCAUUUGCUGAGUACGAGCUCUCUGGCAUUUCGGGGGCUGCUCUACGGGAUGCCCUAGCGUCCCAUACUUCUACAUCCAGCAUUCCGAAACGGUCCUCGUCUCUCCGGCGGUCAACGUUGCAGCAACGCUACGGUGAAAAGACUUCAUGGGGGAAACGGUCUGGUGAGCGACAGCUUUCGCAGCUUGGCGGUGAAUUUUCGACGCCUGUCAGGCACCGCCCGCGUCUCUCUACUGACUCAUUCGUGCCCCCGUCAGCGGUUCGAGAGAAUCCCUUUGCGCCCAGCGCGGCCGUUUCCACCGCGGAGAACAAGAAUCACCAGCCUCACCCGCUGUCCAAGACGCUGACCACCUCCACAUCUGGCAACAGUUUGACUGAGGAGCAGUCGCUCUAUGCGCCAGCAAAGGUUGCGCAACGGCCGCAUCCAUUUUCCAGGUCCCUGCCCCCGGGGGCCAGUCGACCCACCGCUCGAUCUUUCAUCGAGCAGAGGGCUGCCAUCGCAACGCCAAACCAAUCGCACCAGCUUUGGGUCGGCGCAUUCAGCUCCACCGGCCUCGUUUCCAAGGUCAACCGAAACCCGGAGGAGGAAGCUGAGAAGAAGAUGGCGCCCCCUGAUACGCCGUGCAAAAAGCACAUCAACCCGUUCGCAACCUUCCCACCGCCCACAGGCAGUUCUGGGAAGAAGAGGGGAAGCACUCGCUACUCGUUCGGCGGCAUUCCUUCCACCCCCUUCCAAACCUCCGUCCUGGCUCGUGCCCCCGAUACCGUUGCCAACCCUUCCAAAGGUCUGUCCAUUUUCCAACGCAGCAGCGCUAUGGCCUCCCGCCGUGGAAGCAUUCUCAGCGUUGAUGGCGACGACCGGAAAUUGUUCGCCGAUAGUCUUGACCUCGCAACCUCCGCCGAAGGCGAAGAAGCCCCCCCAACCCCGACCAAGAAUCUUUUGACGCCAAGCUUCAGCGGCCUGAGCAGCCUUAGUGAAAGUUCUCAGGAGAGCCCAAGUGCCAAUCGAACCUUUGCGCUCUCCUCGUCAACGGUCAAGGCAACACCAUCACGACCAAUCAGCUCGAGCCCUGCCGAUGGAAGACGCACCCCUCAGACCCCCCAGGACAGCCUCUUACCACUAGAUGCCAGCCGUUUGUCCAUCUCCCGCACUGGGGAGGGUCGGGGAGACACAACCAUGCCGCCACCGGUUACGCCCACCACGUCCCGAGAUUUCCGAUCAUCCAUGAGUAUCUUUGUCACGCCGGUCAAUGGUCGCUCCAGCAACGUGGACGUGGACGCCAGCCUCCAUUCCAAGUUUGACAAGGUUGAGCAGAUUGGCAAGGGCGAGUUUUCCACGGUCUACCGUGUCACCAAGCAGGAUCACCAGAAUGCCUCUGUAUCUUCUUUCACUCCAACUGAUAGCCCCAGGAAGAGUCCUGCCGAGAGCCAGGUCUCCAAGAGCCAGGUCUUUGCCGUCAAGAAGAGCAAGCAGCCGUAUCAUGGCCCCAAGGACAGGGAUGCAAAGCUGCGCGAAGCUCGAAUCCUACGGGCCCUGGCACAUUCUGAGCAUGUCGUGCAAUAUAUCGACGAUUGGGAGCAUAACUUUCAUCUCUAUAUACAGACCGAGUUUUGUGAAGAGGGAACCCUGGAUAAGUUUUUGGCCAACAUCGGACAGAUUGGUCGAUUGGAUGAUUUCCGCAUCUAUAAGAUCUUGCAAGAUCUUUGCUUGGGACUGAAGGAAAUUCAUGACGCUGGAUUCAUGCAUCUGGACAUGAAACCAGCCAACAUCUUUGUUACCUUCGAAGGAGUCCUCAAGAUUGGCGAUUUUGGGUUGGCGCAGGCCGUUUCUGAAGACGUGCAUCUGGACAUUGAGGGCGACCGUGAAUACAUGGCGCCAGAAAUGUUGGAAGGCAAAGCCGACCAGUCUGCCGACAUCUUUUCUCUGGGUCUCAUGACUCUGGAAAUCGCAGCCAAUGUGGUGCUUCCCGACAACGGGCCUACAUGGGUUGCUCUGAGAUCUGGUGAUCUUUCCGAGGUGCCGAGCCUCACCUGGACGCCGUCAAGCGAUGUCCAGCGAGAUGCACUUGGUAAUCCGACCGAGUCCGCGAUGAGCGAUGAUCUCCGGGCCGAGAGAACACGCAGCCCUGGCAACUUGUUUGGCUCUUUUAAGCGAUCGGAACUUCACCAGCCUCCUGAAUUUAUGGUUGAGGCCUUCCACCCCAGCUCCCUCGAUUCCAUCGUUCGCUGGAUGACGCAGCAGGAGCCUGAAGAUCGACCGCGCGUCGAGGAGAUCCUGGCCCUGGAAGGCAUGCAGUGGGUGGCAGAGCACCGCAAUGCGCCCGCCACUGUCUACGAAGGCAACUGGGGCCCCUCGGAGCUGUUUCCCAUCUCCAUCGCUCAUGACACCAGCGAUCUCGACAUGAUGGAUGUGUAA